AUGUCACUCAGAGCCAAAUCCCACACCGACCUGCAGACGGCUGGGUGUUCCUCGCUAGACGACAGCUUGUACAAGUCUUUCUCCAUGAGCAGCAGUAACGUUAACAGAGGUAACCGGUUCGGGAACAGGACAGCAGAAGAGGUAAAAGGUCUCGCCAGACCAUCCAGGAGGCCCGUACGGGUGGUCAGGCCGGUCAGCGCCAUCAGCACCAAUGGCUCCUUCCUUCAGAUAAACCAUCUGCAAGGAGAGCUGGUCAGAAAGAGGAAGGAAUGUGAGGAUCUGAGAAAAGAAAACAAGUACUUGUCUAAUGAGAUCCACAUGGAGCGGAUUAUGAUGCGCACAGAGAAUGAGCUGACCAUGAGGAACCUCAGGAAUCUGAACCAGGAGCUGCAGACUCAAGUCAAAGAGCUGAAGCAGAAGCUGUAUCAGAGCCAGCAGAGGGCGACCUUGUGCUCAAGAGCUGCAGACGAGGCGGAGGAGUCCAGAGCGGAGGCGGAGAAGUGCAGGGCCCUAGCUGAGGCUCGGGCCCUCGGGUAUCAGCGGGACAUGGGGGCGGCAGAGGCCGACAGGAGCCGCAUGAGUGAGGAACUGCAGCAUCUUAAAAAAGAGUACACUGAUCUGCAGCUUUUACUAGCAAAAGCAGAGAAGAAUUACUUUGAAAACAAGCUGAAGCUGGACCGGGUGUCUGGGGACAAACAAGCACUGCUGCAGGAGAACAGGGGCCUGGAGGGAGACAGAGAUGACCUCCGACACAAGCUGAGACAGAUUACAGAGGAAAAUGUCCAAAUUAAACAGAGUGAGAUGAAUUCGAGGCGCAGAGCGAUGGCGUCGGAGGAGGAGGGCAAAAAGGCCAACCAGGCUCAGCAGGAGGCAGAGGCCGAGAGGCGUCUGGCUGAGAAGGAGAGGCAGGAGAGAACGGCCGAGUGUCUCAGCUGGAGGGAGAAGCACCAGGAGUUAGCCGACAGGUUCAGAGCUCAGGAGGACCUGAAGGCUAUGAGGCAGAACAAAGCAUGUCAAGCCAACAUCAAGAGUUAUUUCCUCUGCAUGACAGAAAGCGAUCAGAGGGUGAAAAUUCUCAAAAAUCAAGAUGGCAUGCCAAGAAAUUUUACGGAGGGAGACCCUGUGUACAUCUCCACCCCUGAGUCCAGUCCUGAAGAGCCUGAAAGGAUUUCAUCCAGGACCAUGUUCAGGGUCUCUGCGCCACACACGGGGAGGGAUCUGGGCCCGAGUCACUUCGAUGAGCUGCCCCCCUUUGGAGGAGAGCGGCCUGACUCUGCCCCUCCACGCAGAAGCAGGAAGGUGGUGGAAUACUUCUGGAUCCCUACAGACCAAGAAUAGUCACAAAUUAAUGUUUUGUCAUAUAUAGAAAAGCUGCUGUAGUUUGGUCAUUACUGCAGCCAGAGGAGAUUUUUCACUCAGUUUUACAGAGAAGCGAAAUGAUUGUUGUUGGGGAAAAUGCUGAGAUGACAUGAACCUCUAGGUCCUGGUCCACUCUGGCAACAUGCCAGCCUGCAAUUUAUCACCAUCCAGCCUGAAAAAUCUCCCUCUGCCUCCACAGUCAGACAUAUUUCUCAGUUAUUAUACCCAGGAACCUGGCAACUUCUUCUACUUGCUCUUUCCUUUUUUAAAUUCAUUUUUUACCAGACUCAAUAAUUCCUAUUUUGAUCCCAAAACAAAUGUUAC
This is a messenger RNA of Perca fluviatilis (European perch), 1683 nucleotides long. RefSeq names its product myosin-11. Bases 1 to 1338 code for a protein of 445 amino acids. The transcript has 8 exons. The record is from RefSeq and is a predicted model, not a curated record. Lineage: Eukaryota; Metazoa; Chordata; Actinopteri; Perciformes; Percidae.